AUGAUUUUACACGUCACUCCAUGCUGCAAAUCCAUCGAUAUCACAGACAACCAGAGUACAUCAUCCAAUUCCUCUUCGCUGAAAUGGGUACUGCAGGUUCAGUGUUUGGUCAGUUCAGGGUGUUUGGUCAUCAGACAACCAGAGCACAUCAUCCAAUUCCUCUUUGCUGAAAUGGGUACCGCAGGUUCAGUGGAUGGUUGGUUCAGAGCAUUUGGUCAUCAAAGGUUGCUUCCAACCUUGCCGCAAAUGCAUCAUUACUCACUUCCACUAGUAAAUGAUACAUGA
Suillus paluster is the source of this 285-nucleotide messenger RNA. RefSeq lists its product as uncharacterized. The transcript has a single exon. Lineage: Eukaryota; Fungi; Basidiomycota; Agaricomycetes; Boletales; Suillaceae. The record is from RefSeq and is a predicted model, not a curated record. Bases 1 to 285 code for a protein of 94 amino acids.